Drosophila ficusphila is the source of this 2345-nucleotide messenger RNA. Its product is annotated as peroxisomal N(1)-acetyl-spermine/spermidine oxidase. Lineage: Eukaryota; Metazoa; Arthropoda; Insecta; Diptera; Drosophilidae. The record is from RefSeq and is a predicted model, not a curated record. Gene Ontology annotation, molecular function: polyamine oxidase activity.
GUUGUAAAGUUUUCUCCCAAACUUUAAGUAAAAACUUACUUAAUUUAGAGCAAGUAACUAAAAUUCAAGUAAAUAUGAAAUAAAUCUGCUAAUGAACAAUGUUUACUAGCGAAAAACCGAUUUCUAAGCCCCAAUCGAACAGCUGUUUGCCAAUAGCUCCCCCAACCGCAACAUCUGCUGUCAAAUAAACGUCAAAACAGUCGCGCGACUCGACUCCCCAAGCGAAAAAGUGCAGAAAAGUGAAAUGAGACGUUAAAAGCUCAAAAAAAUAUUGAUACGCAUCAGGGAGAACACGAGAAACUCGCAUAUGUAUAAGAAAAACAAAGUGUAGCAAUGGGCGACAAGGAGGAGCCCGUAACACCCGCGCCUUCGCCCACGGAGGAGGGUAUGGCCAAUAUUGGGACUGCUGGAGCCGGGGAUCAACCCCAAGCUUCCGGGAGCAGCACGAACGUGAAGAUAGUAAUCAUCGGAGCCGGAAUGGCAGGAUUAUCGGCAGCGAAUCACCUUCUGCAGAAUGGCUGCGAGGAUUUCCUUAUUUUGGAGGCAAGGGGCCGAGUGGGCGGACGAAUAGUGUCCAUACCGCUGAGCAAUAACCAGAAGAUUGAACUGGGGGCCAAUUGGAUACACGGCGUCCUGGGCAACCCCAUCUUCGAACUGGCCGUUCAGCAUGGUCUAGUCAGCGUGGUAAACGUACCAAAGCCGCACAAGGUGGUGGCCACCACGGAGGAUGGCCACCAGGUGCCAUUUAGCAUACUCCAGGAGAUCUACGAGGCGUACGUCUGUUUUUUGAGGCGCUGCGACGAGUAUUUCCUGUGUCAGUACAGUCCUCCUCCUGAUAUACACAGUGUGGGCGAGCACAUCAACUAUGAAAUCGAAAUCUACCUGAGCGGCGUCCAGGAUCCAAAGGAGAAACGCCUCAAGCAGUCCAUAUUUAACUGCCUGCUUAAACGUGAGACCUGCAUAACCGGCUGCAACAACAUGAACGAGGUGGAUCUCCUCGAACUAGGCAGCUACACGGAGCUACAGGGAGGCAACAUAGUGCUGCCGUCUGGCUACAGCUCCAUCCUGCGACCGCUGAGCGCCCAGAUACCCAAGCAGUCAAUCCUGACCAAAUGCCCGGUGAAGAAAAUCCACUGGAAGCGGAAAAAGACCUUUACUGGCCUGGAGACCGUCGACGAGAACUCGGAGGACGAGCACUCGGACGAUUCGGAGCGAACGGUGACGGAAGUGCCCACGGGAGGGCUUCGCGGCGCCUCGAUGGAGUCUAACUCCAGCAGCAAUUGUGAUUCACCUGCAGGCAAUGUGCGCGUAGAUUGCGAGGACGGUCGAGUACUCCAUGCGGAACAUGUGAUAUGCACCAUACCGCUGGGCGUGCUGAAGGAGACGCAUCGCACUCUGUUCGAUCCUGUGCUGCCGCAGUACAAGCAGGAGUCCAUUGAGAAUCUCAUGUUCGGCACCGUAGACAAAAUAUUCCUGGAGUACGAGCGGCCGUUCCUUAGUGCGGAUAUAUCAGAGAUUAUGUUACUGUGGGACGACGACAAGCGAGACAUGAACAGCACCGAGGAGGAGUUGGCUAGCGAGGCGUAUCUCAGCAAGAAUUGGUUUAAGAAGAUAUACUCGUUUGCCAAGAUGACGGACACCCUGCUUCUGGGUUGGGUUUCCGGUCGAGAGGCCGAGUUCAUGGAGACGCUCUCCCACGAGGCGGUGGCGGAGAAGUGCACAGAAAUCCUGAGGAACUUUCUCCAGGAUCCGUACGUGCCCAAACCGAAGCGAUGUGUGUGCACGAGUUGGAAGUCUCAGCCCUUUACUGGUGGAGCCUACACUUCGAUACCUGUAGGCGCUACUCAGGAGGAUAUUGAGAAUCUGGCCCAGCCCCUAUAUGCCACUCCCCAGGCCAUGAAGCCCGCCAUAGUCUUUGCCGGAGAGCACACCCAUUCCAGUUUCUACUCGACAGUACACGGCGCCUAUUUGAGUGGCCGCACGGCGGCGCAGCAUUUGCUGGCCAGCGAGGAGCCGGACGAAAUCAUCAUGGAGUCAGACGGCAGCGAUCUGAGCGCCUGGAUACAGGGCAUCGCCCUGGACUGAGUCUAAGCAAAACAACGACCACUCAACGAUUUUGUAUUAUAAUUUAUUACCGAUUUUUUGUACACUCUUGGAACGCUUUUAGCUAGUGAUAUAUAUUUUUUUUCAAUUGUAAUUUAUUUUGCUAGUGUCGUUAAACGAUUUACCAUCAUUUUUGUACAUCCCCUGUAAGCAUUUGUUUUAUUUUGUUGAUGUAAUUAUAUUGUAAUUUAUUUAAAGCCCGCUUGUACAAUACUAUAAAUAAAAGGUAACGAUUUAGCUGA